Equus quagga is the source of this 5320-nucleotide messenger RNA. RefSeq names its product sushi domain-containing protein 6. The transcript has 6 exons. The coding region runs from base 345 to 1256 and encodes 303 amino acids. Lineage: Eukaryota; Metazoa; Chordata; Mammalia; Perissodactyla; Equidae. The record is from RefSeq and is a predicted model, not a curated record.
CGAUACAGCUGGCCCAGUGACGCGGGCGCAGCCGCCGCCGCCGCCACGACCGCCGCGUUCUAUUCUCCUCAGCCGGCGACAGCCUUGCCUCCUGCCUCCCGCCUCCUCCUCCUCCUCCUCCCGCCGCGCCAGCCAGACCGGCACGCUGGGCCUCGCUUAGAACCCGGAGGGCUGCGGGCGCGCGCAGGCGGCGGAGCAGAUCCCGGCGCCGCGGAGGCUGCGAGCGCCCCCCUCCCGGAGGUCGCCGCGCUGUUCCCCGGGUGAGUCUACCCCUGGCUGACUUGAGAAUUCUUACUUCUGGCUUUUAAAUUUUUUCUUUUUAAAAUAACUUGGACGGAUAAAAGAUGUGCCAUGGCAGGAUAGCACCAAAGAGCACCUCAGCGUUUGCCGUGGCCUCCGUGGGACAUGGAGUGUUCCUUCCACUGGUGAUCCUUAGCACCCUCCUUGGAGACGGACUUGCCUCAGUGUGUUCCCUGCCCCCGGAACCAGAGAAUGGUGGCUACAUCUGUCACCCCCGGCCCUGCAGAGACCCCUUGAACGCAGGCAGUGUCAUCGAGUACCUGUGUGCUGAAGGCUACAUGUUGAAGGGUGAUUACAAAUACCUGACGUGUAAGAAUGGAGAAUGGAAACCAGCCAUGGAGAUUAGCUGCCAUCUCAACGAGGAUAAAGAUGCCCACACGUCACUCGGUGUCCCCACGCUCUCCAUAGUGGCUUCCACUGCCAGCUCUGUGGCGCUCAUUCUCCUCCUUGUGGUGCUGUUUGUGCUGCUGCAACCAAAGCUGAAGUCUUUCCAUCACAGUAGGCGUGACCAGGGGGUAUCUGGGGACCAGGUCUCCAUCAUGGUGGAUGGGGUCCAGGUUGCAUUACCAUCAUAUGAAGAGGCUGUGUAUGGCAGUUCUGGUCACUGUGUGCCGCCUGCUGACCCCAGAGUGCAGAUUGUGCUGUCAGAAGGGUCUGGGCCCAGUGGGAGGAACGGGCCAAGGGAGCAGCAGCUGCAGGACCAGGGAGCUGGCUCCUCUGCAGGUGGAGAGGAGGAGGCCCCGGGCCAGUCUGGACUGUGUGAAGCCUGGGGCUCUCGGGGCUCAGAGACUGUGAUGGUGCAUCAGGCAACCACCUCUUCCUGGGUGGCCGGUUCAGGGAACAGUCGACUGGCACACAAAGAAGCCCCAGACUCAGAGAACAGUGACAUACAAAGCCUUUUAUCCCUAACGUCGGAGGACUACACAGAUGAUAUCCCACUGUUGAAAGAAGCAUGAGGUCUGCCACUAGCCUCUCUCCUCUGCGAUGGUCCUCUCUGUCCUUCCUCCCUCUCCCUGUGGGUUUGAGCACCCUGUACUCCAGCCACCCUACCCGGAUACCUGAGCUGCCACCUGUGUAUCUGUGUAUUUCUGUAUCUCUGAGGGCCUGCAGGCCCACCUCGCUGGAAACUCAAGGAAGAUUCUCGCCAUCUGCCUGCUGGACAGCUGGAGGAGCUGGCUUUUUGCCUAGCGCUGCCUCCCCAUCUAUGUCGGGGACAUAUGUGAAUGUGCUGGAUUGAACCCUUCCUUUCCUUGAGCCCUCUGGGUCCCCUCCAGCUAGCUCUUUGGCGGCUGGAGUUUACUUGUGCCUUCCCCCCACCUCGUCCACUUUCCCUGUCACACAGGCUUGUUGCUGUCCUACAAGCUGUAGUGGCUGCACUGCUGCCCCUGCCCCCUAGGGCUGGGCUUGGGUCUGGCCUAUUUCCUUUGAGGGCUGGCAUUGCUGUCCUUACUUAGCAGGAGCAGAUCCAAGAGUGCCUCGAAGUGGGGCGAGAAUGUGGGUCCCUGCGCCUGCCCUUGGUUGACACCAGUGCCACAUUUCCUUGGCUGAGAAUGGAGGACGUGGAAAACCAUGCCAAAGCCAUCCCAGCACCUGUCCCUAGCUCGGAGGUGCCGGCUCCUGGCCCCUCUCGGUUGAGUUUCCAGGAAGCAUCCAGAAGAUCCCAAGGGAAGGAAGGAAGGUGAUCAUUAAUGAUUGUCUUCCUGAUCUGCAAGUUCUCACUUUCUACUUCCAGCAUCCGCUUUCCUGGCCUCGGUUUUUCUGUUUCCCCGGAGUGUAAGGGGAAGUUGCAUGCUGCCUUUUGGGUUUGAUCCUAGGCAGCUCUGGCUUCCUUGCUGCCCACGGAGGCCUGAGGUGAAUCAUCCCUGGGACAGGAGAGUUGCUGAGAUGCCACAGAAUGCCCAUCUGGUCACUGGCAAUUGGGGCAAGUUGCCCCAUUUUGGGUUCUUGGUGAUGGAAGGGAGCCUCAGAGUCAUAGGCCGAGUCCCCAGGCAGCUGCAGGCAGCUCCAGCCCUGGUCCUGAGGGUCCUCCUCACCACAGUCACGUGCCUUAGUAACUGUGCCAGGAAGCGUCCUGCUGCUUGCUGCGCUGCUGCUUUUCCUACUCCCGCCCCCACCCCCUGCACCCCUGCACAGCUGGCAGCCACUCCCUGGGCUUCCCUGCACCCUGGGGGAGGGACGGAGAGACCGUCCGAUACACCCCUGCCUUGUUGGCCUGCGGUGGGUGAAUGGUUGUGAAGCAGCCUGGCUUCAGGGCCCUAGUGUUGAAGGAGUGGGCUCAGCGCUCCAGAUGAUUCUGCUGGGGCCUCUCCCUCAGCCACGUGUUGGAUGCUGAUGAGGCUGGGGUCGUAGAGCUCCCCCGGGCUGCUGCCAUCUUCAAAAGCCGUGGCAUUAAGGAAUGCUUGUUUUUGUUUUGUUUUGAAGCACUAGGGCUGGGAAGCUUCAAAGCUGACCCUGUGCUGCACCUCUGCGCCUCCCCCGAGCCUCUCUGUGUGGGGUGGUAAAAAUAAUAAAGAGCCCAGUCUGUUUUCAGUCCCUGACCCCACAGCAUAGCUCCAGCUGUGGGUGGCCUCGAAGACGAGGGGAGUGGCUAUCUCUCAGCCUCCUGCCUCCGCUCUCACACACGCACUUUACUACCCGCUCAUUCCCAGGCCUCUUGCCACCACUUGUAGUCUUCCUUCCUCUCAGGUAGGGGCAGUGCUUGCUGUGCCUGUUGGCCACUCCCGCGUCUCUCCCCUUCACCCUGGAGCCCUCGCAUGCUGUGCCCAAAACCCAGGCCAGCGUGGUUCGAUUGGGAACAGGUUGGCAAAGGUGCUAGAAUGAGAACGCAGAGGAAGAUGAAAUGGACCAGGAGCCUGUCCUUGGCCUCAGGAGAAACUAUUUCCAGAGAUGUGCCUGCCAGCAGUUGGCUGGCACUAGGCCUGUCUGGAGGCGGGGGUCCCCACAACCCUCAGCUGCCUCGCUCAUGGGAACCCUAGUCUUCCUCCGAAGAAGAAAGCAGGGCAAGUAGAGAGGGUCCAAAGUCUGCCUGCCGCUCGCAUUUCCCAAUCUUCCAAAACCUGAACUUUUGAAUAUUUUAAAAAUGGAAGAUCUUAUCCUUUCUUAUGUCAUUACUCUGGGUUUUUUCCCCCUGAGAUUGCACUUUUUAUUUUGGGUUUAUUCAGCCACAUAGGUGACUGGCUUGGCCCUUGAAAAAAUGAAAAGCCUUCUUUCACCUCACCUACCCUUAGCACCAUCCUGGAGAUUAUGAGCCCAUACUUCCCUACCUGGUAGGAAGGAAAGAAGCCAGGAUAAAUGGGAACCUCCCCUCCCCUCCCCCGCCUCCCUUGUCACUGGCUUUGAUGAGGCCUACCUCCCCGAGGCCCCUGGGCCUGUGGGUGCAGGAGCCAGGCCUUGCAUUGCUGCUGACAUCUAUGAUGGCUUCUUCCAGCAGUUGGUUCUCUUCCCUGAAGCAGUUUCUUAGCCGUCAGCCACGUGCUGCUGUUUCUAGGGCUUUUGGGCUUUGUCCCUUGCAAGAGAUUAGGGACACCACAGCUGCCUUGAGGUGGGGCCUGGCUGAGAGACAAUGGCCCUGUCGGGUGGCAGGCUGUCAGGAAGGAGACUGCUAGAGGAGCCUGGGGCAGGGGGAAAACUGCACAUGGUCUGGCUUGCCUGGGCUCCCCUCCAGGGGAGCCCAGCAGAGGGCUUGUCCAGGAGAAUGGUCAGCACCAAAGGACUUUAAGAAGGUGUUUUUUUGCACAUGUGAGCUGACUGGAUGCAGGUGUUAUAUCCUGGUGACUUGCGGUCACAUUCAGCAACUUUCAAGGGCCAGUAUAUGGUAAAAAUAACUUAAAAUUGCCGUCCCUUUCAAUGCCUUAGUUUACUAGAUAGGCUCUAUCUUUUGCCAUUUCUGAAUUUUGUAUGCUGUUCCCAUUUCACUGGGUGUGAACUGUGAAAUGGGCUGAGUCCUGGCCAUUUUGUGAGUUCUUUUGGUUUUAUAAGGCAUUUCGAUGUAUAUUCUACUAACACUCCGUUUGCAAACAAUUUAAACUAAAGUGGUCUUCCUCGUGCAUCUUGCCCUCUUCCCCGGGUCCCCCCCCCCCCCCCCCCCCCCCCCCCCAGCUUCAAAGUUCUAUGGAGAAGCUGGAUGGCAAGACAGACAAAGGUAGACUUUUCCUGCUUCAUGAGUAGUGGCACAGGGAUCCAUGGCCCUCAGCCUUUCCCCUUCCAGUCCCGGCUGAGCUCUCAGCCACCUGCUUCCCACAUAACUGUGUCACUUCCAUUGCCAGGGAGCACCCUUACAUAGAGAGUGGAAUAUGCUGCAAACAUUUCUACAUCCUUGCCUUUUCUUUUUCCUCCUUAAAGAGAAUAAAAGGCCCAGAAGGGACUUGUUACAUAGGCUUUACAGCUUAAUUCCAGAUGUGCUUGCUGAGGACCGUGAGGCUGGGAGCUUGUCUCGUGGGGCCUGCUGGAGCUCCUGGGUCUCAGCACAGGGACAGUCAUUACUGUUGUGCACUGGGGGGCUCUGAAUUUUGCUUGGCAGAUGUGUGGACUGAGUGGUAGAGUAGCUGGUCCCCUGGAAAGGCAGCAGGCUCCGCUUUGCUGGGAAGCAACUCUUCAUCUCCAGUUGAAAACUUAGUAGAAUUUUUAAUGAAAACCCCAGGGUGGAGCCCUCUGCCAGGCAUAGCUAGCUGGGAGCACUGCAGGGGCUCAGCACUUGGAUUGCCAAGCAGGGAGGAGAGAUGGACACCGGUUGCGUGGCAGCCCACACACCCUGCCCUGGCUGCUGCUUAUCGCACCACUAUGGAAUCCUCUGCAGAAUGGUACUCAUAUGUAAUGGUUUAAAAUGACACGUGUGUCAUUGACUCUGUGCAGGAUGUCACUCAAUCAGUUUGGAUUUGCUUUAUUUUAUAUAUAUAUUUUUUGGUAUCCUGUACAUUGCAGUGGGUGUGAAGAUAGUAUUUUAAUAUUUGUACAAAGUUUAAUUUAAUUUUAAUUGUUCUAUGUAUAUAACUGCAUUUCUAAAUAAUAAAAAAAAUUUUCC